GCAAAAUGUCUGCAAACAAAUCGAAAGUUGUAGAUACUAGUGAAAAAUUGUUAUAAAAGAGAAUGUUUACAUACGAUAUGGAUGAUUAAUUUAUAUCUCUUUUCCCUUGAAAUGCGUUAUUAAAAUGGCAUCGACUUCAGUGCUACCAGCCACUCGUAGUGAGUUGGAAUUAUUUUUACACGGAAACAAAUUGGGUCAAAAAUUUCAUGAACUGUUUCAAGUGUCCGAGGACCCAGUGGUUCCAAAGAAAAAGACUGAGAAAAAGGCAAAAAAGGCUAAACACAAAGGAAAAGACAAAAAAUCGAAGCGAGAUCAAAGCCCAGAAGAACUUCCAGAGACUCCAAUUACAAAUCUAGAACUCCAUGCGAAUCCAUCGACAUUCAAUGUGUACGCCUUGGUGAGACAGGCAUUGCUUGAGAAAUGCAUGAAAGAGGCAACAAAGGUGUACCAGAAGACAACACUCAGCCUGUCUGACUCUGAGACAGAAGAAGAAGGGGAAGACAAGAGUAAAGAUGCAGGAAUCAGGAUUCCUAAGAUUGUGGGUCUCGGCCUGUGUGGUGUGUUUGAGCUGGUACGUGAGACCCGGGAGAACUACCCGGAGCUGUGUGUGAAGGCCAUGAGGGCUCUACUGGACAUGCUCCAGGGCCAGCAGCCAGAAAGCAUGAAAUACGAGCCUGCCAACGUUGUCGAUGGUCUUUUCCAACUGCUGAUGGAGAUAGCCACCAACUCUGGUCCAGACUUUGUACAUGAGGGCCAGUCCCUGACCUCCCUGGCGUGCUCAGCCCUGCUGAGUCUCGUGAUUGCUCUUGGGGACACAGGAAAACUGUUGACUGCAGUGUCUGCACUCCUCAUGAGCACAGGCUCCAUGGCCUCUCAGCACAUCAAGGUACCCGGUAUCUUGACAUCCCUCCAGAAGAGCGUCCAGGCUGUCCUACAGGGCCGCACCCAGCUACCAGACUGGUUCACACACGGGGUCAAGGACAAGGCUCUUCUCUUCUCCUUCAAAAUGGAGGAUAUCCCACCUGUUAGCUCACCAGAGAGCCAGGGCAUAGCAGCGGUGACAAGUGAUGGCAGAUUCCUCUACAUUCACAACAAACAAGGGCUGUUCAGGAUUGGAUCAGGAUAUGGGGGAUCUUUGAAGGGUCAUAUUUACUGCUACAGAGAAAUGUUGCCAGCAAAGUCAACAGUGUGGCUAGCCUAUGCCGGGGAUAUUCUCCUGUGUCGUAUUGACAACUCGUCCCAGCUGUGCACCAUCAACACGGACACUCUGGAUGUGGAACGCAUGUGUGAGAUGGAUGGCCAUGGUGUAGCUCCCUGUGCUAUGUUCUGUGAUGGUGAACACGUUGGACAGAUCACUGCGGCAAAAGAUGACAGUUUUGUGGUGCGUAUGUUUGACCCACACAAGUCUCCGAUGGAGGUGGUCAGUGAGCUUCCCCUGAAACUGACCAGGAAGUGUGUGGAUGCCUUUGGGCUUGACAACUCUGAAGUUGGGGUCAGCGAGAGGAAAACUAUCAGCACAGGCAUGGAUGAAGAUAUAUCCUUUAUAUGUGCUGGCAAGGACUUCAGUUUAAUCAAAACCACUGGAAAUAAGGUACUGUACACAGGCAAGUCCACUGCUCUGGGAAUAAAACAGGGCGGUCCCGCAGCGGGCAAAUGGGCGGAGCUUCCUGUAACAAAAUCUCCAAAGAUCGUGCAGGUUGCGGUGGGUCACGAGGGUCAACAUGCUCUCUUGGUGUCCGAGGAUGGUAGCGUAUUUUUUGCGGGGACACCAAGACGUGGGGAGGAUGGAGACACAAGCAUUUCUAAAGUUCGCAGGCAGCCUAAAGCUGUGAAGCCGAAGAAGAUGAUUCGCCUGGAGUCCCGCAAUGUUGUCUAUGCAGCUUGUAACAAUGGCAGCAGUGCUGUCAUCACUAAAGAGGGGGGACUCUACAUGUUUGGCAAAGAUACUGCUCACUGUCACCAAUCAAGUGGUCAUGUGACAGACCUGAAGGAACAAGUUGUUAGCCAGAUCUGCCUUGGAAAGGCACACGCAGUUGCUCUCACCAGUAAGGGCCGCAUCUACACCUUCGGCAUCAAUAACAAAGGCCAGUGUGGGCGUGACUUCAACCCUGCGGCUGCUAAGGACAAGGGCAGUCAGAAUGUCAACAUGCAUGUGGGGAGCCAGAAUGUGAACAUGACGGAGGAAGAAGAGGAGGUGGAUAUGGAGUCUAUCAUGUGUGCUCAAGGUAAACACAAGUGGAAGUUGGACCAGUGUAUGGUGUGUUUUGUGUGCGGGGAGUGCACUGGCUAUGGUCUCGGCUGUGUCAACUCUGGACGCCGCAAGGACAGGAACCCGGGAAUGCCAUGUGGUUGCGGUGCAGGUGAGGCCGGGUGCACGGAGUGCGGGGCUUGUCGCCAGUGUGCUGGGGAGCAGUUGGAUGGUGAGGAAGCUGACGGGGAAAUCCUCGGCAAGGCCAAGGACGCACCAUUCGAUCUUGCAAAGGACUUGGUCCAUCUCAACCUGAUCAUGGGUGGUAACCGGGAUGCAAAGAAGGGUCCCCUUGUAGACCUGUUUGCCAAAAUGGAGAGAUCACGAGCCCAACAACAAAGAAACAAUGUUAAACUCCAGCACAAGUUCAGAAAAGAAGAAGUUGAAGGUGACAAUGAUCAAGGUAACAAGAUAGUGAGCCUGCCACCCCAGGAUAUCGCAGUAGGCCCUGGGGAUGUCCCAGUCACCCAGAUAGCCUGUGGCAUGCACCAUACAGCUGUGCUCCUUCAGAAUGGUGAAGUGUACACAUUUGGUAGCAACCAGUAUGGCCAGCUUGGGCUUGGAGAUACUAUUACCAGGGGAACUCCAACACGUGUACCAUUGCCCAGCACGGCCCAGCAGGUGGUGACAGGGAGCCAUCACACGGUCAUACUAUUAGCCAAUGGCCAGGUCCUUACCUGCGGAAACUAUCAGAAGGGAGCCCUGGGUCGUAUGAAUGCGGAAGAUGGAGCUAAGUCAAAGAUGAAUAACUGGUAUGCCGUGCCAGGGCCAGUACCUGGAGUGGGAGCCAGGUUUGGACGUCGUGCCACAUGGGUUGGAGCUAGUGGAGACCAGACUUACAUGAGGAUUGAUGAGUCCCUCAUCAACGCCCAUAUCCUGUCAUCGUCCAAGGUGUUUGCGAACAAAACCACCAUAGGUCUGAUACCGAUGGGAGAGGACAAUGCGGGGAUCAUGAAAUGUCUGAUGAUCAACAAGACUGAUGGAAACUGUAAAAGUUCAGUUGGAAUAAAUAGUUUUGGUAGUAGUGAACAGGUGGACCUCUCAACCAAAGCUGUCUGCCUUGAUCCCAGCUAUGAUGUGCUAUGGAGCUACAGCCAGGAGACCAACGAGGUGGAGUGUUACAACGUGAUCUCAGCUGAGGCUCGCCCACUCAAGCAUGAUGAUAAGGUGGUCAGCGAGAUCUUCAAGCCCGAGCUGACUGUGCCCACAUGUUGGACUACAGAGGCCACAAGAUCACACUGUGCUCUGCAUGUUCUGGGAUGCUUGGAUACGUUGAUGCUGGCCCGUCAGAACGGCCUGACUGUGGUUGAAGAACAGAGAGAGAAGGCUGCAGCUGCCAAGGUCUACAACAAGGAUGACUUCUCAGUGGUCAACAGGUUUGAAAACCAUGGCGGAGGCUGGGGCUACUCUGGCCACUCCGUUGAGGCGAUACGCUUCAUGUGUGAUACAGACAUACUGCUUGGUGGAUUUGGGCUCUUCGGUGGCAGGGGAGAAUACUUUGGAAGGAUCAAGCUGUUUGAACUUGGUCAAGAUGGCGGUGAAAAUGAAGGGGAUGGUGAAAUGUUGGGGGAGACAGAGGAAAUUGCCUUUGAAUGUGCCGCCAGAGAGAAGUACCCUAUGUUGUUUGAUGAGCCGUUGCUGAUCCAGGCCAACAGUUGGUACGUUGCCCUGGCUAAGAUCUCCGGGCCUAGCAGUGACUGUGGGUCAAACGGACAGUACACCGUCACCACUGAGGACCAGGUGGUGUUCAAGUUCAAAGGAUCCAAGAAGUCCAACAAUGGUACAGAUGUGAAUGCUGGCCAGAUUCCCCAGAUGUUAUACAGGCUUCCGUCCCGUGACAACACGACCGUUACCCGCAAGUCAGAGACAACGGAGAGUGCUCAUGCACUUAGCCAGGAGUUCUCAUGCUCUGUGUCUUCUGAGAGUUUUGAGGCCAUACUAAAGCUGUUGGAUUGGGCCUGGAAUACUUUCCACUCGAUAGCGUCAGACCUUGACACAUCACGGGGCCCGUCCCACCUCGGGGCUGUCACAGACCUCCAGAAACUUGUGUACAUCUCACGGGCAUGUCUACGACUUUUGAAGAUGUUUAUCACUGAGAUUUACCCUGAUGGAACGCUGAUAAAACGGUUAAUGUCAGAGACACACAGACUGGCUGAGUGUGUAGGCAGUGCCCAGGAUCUGCUUCGGAGGAUUCUCGCAGAGGAGUUCAGCACUGGGAAGUUCAAGGUGUUUGUCCAGGAGCCCCCUGGCCAGCAGAUCUCGGCCAUGUAUGUGAACGACAUCUUGAGUGAAUGUCACCUGACCUUCCGACAGUGUUUCCACGCCUUCUACCCGACUGGAUCUCUCAAGUGGCUCUGUCUCUGUGACCUGCUUCAACAUCUAGAACCUAGUAUGUCCAAUGCUGGUGGAUAUGGUCGUCUGCUUGCUGCCAUCAUGGAAGCCAUGUGCCACCCCACUAUCAAACUGACAGGGAUCAUGCCCAUCAACUGUGAGCCUCAGACAGAGGAGAUUCUCCGUAAACAAUCUACAGUUAUGAUGGACGAUAAUACAAACAGUGCAGCACGCCUGGCGGACAUACACCGCUUCCCGCUACUAGUUGAUCACAUGACCAUGAGGAUUGGAAUGUCCCACCUUGGUCACAGCCACAUCUCAUUCAAGGAGGUCUUGGACCGUCUACUGAUGAUCGUCUCCUACCCUGUACGCCAACAACUUUUAGAGGACACAGCCAUCUACCCAGCUGUCCUCAUUGCCAACACUUGCUCUCUCCUUGCUACCAUCAUUAGCGAACUGGCAGCCACUGCUACAGGACUGGAGACUGAUGCAACCUCAAACACCCGCCCCUUACUGGUGACCCCAAACAGGUUUACUCGCACCAGCCAGACAGCUUAUUGGAACACAGGAAAUGGCUCACCAGACGCCAUAGAACUGAUGGUGGACAAGCCUGGCAUUGUGAUUGCUGGCAUCUGUCUGUAUGGUGGGGAUGGUGCAUAUAACUAUGAGCUUGAGCUUCUGGAUGAGCAAAGCAGUGGUGCCCAGAAUGACCCGAACCAUGCCCAACGCUGGCACAGUAUUGAGAUUGUGAAGGGGACGUAUGGGCCGGAAGACUGUGUGAAUGAUAUUGCUGAGAUCAAGUUUGAAAAACCCAUACCAAUUAGGGAGUGUACCAAGUAUGCUCUACGUCUGCGCAACCAUGGGCAACAGAGGACAUUCAAUGGUGAUGGAGGUAUCAGCAAGGUCAAGUGUCCUGAUGGAACGACCUUCACCUUUACUGCCUGUUCCCUUAGCAACAAUGGAACCAACCACAUGAGAGGACAGAUCCCACAGAUACUGUAUUACAGUGCCCCACAAGAAGGGGAGCACCAUCACCAGAGCAGCAAGAACCUGGCAGAGCUUCAGGCUCGUAAGAACGCCAUUGACAUUGUAAGUGCCAUCUGCCGUACCGCCACCGACCUGCUUCACCGGGCAGGAUCAGUGAAUCCAGCCAUGGUCAAGGAGACCCUGGCCAAUGCCCAGCUGUUCAAGUCACUGUUGCCACUGUGUAUUGCCUACAUAGGACCUGUUGCCUCCCAAGACCCCAGGGGAGCAGUGCAAGUUAUAAGCCUAGUGCAAGAGGUUUUGCCAGCCUUAUCGGGCCUUGUUAACCACGUGUUCCCUGCCCCACCGAAACCUGAGACAGGAGAUACGUCUAACGGGAUGACCGGGGCCCAGCAUUAUGCUAUACUCGAGAGUGACCACCCCUAUAAGCCUGCUACAGUUGCCAACUACAAGGUAACAUUCCCAGAAUCUGUCCUCUGGAUGGUGCUGGAAUUUGACCCCCAGUGUGGGACGGCACAGUCAGAGGAUACCCUUCAGUUGUUUGUACCUGGUUACCAGAAGGGGGACUCUGGGGAGGGGGUUGGGCCAAUCAUCACUGGAGACGACCAGGACACGCCCAAAACUGCAUACUGGCCAAUACUGAGGAAGUUCCAUGGAACAAGGGACUGGCCUAAACACUCAGUUAUCAUACCUGGCAAUGCGGUGAUAUUCUCCCUGGAGACAGCCUCAGACUAUGUGAAGGAUGAGAAAGCCUGUUUCUUUGGCUUCAAGUGCUUCCUCGUUGGAUAUGAAUGGAAAAAUAACAUGGAUGAUGUGUUAGUAAAGCUAGAGCAGGAGUUGAGCUACCUGGGUGGAAUGUGUUCAAGCUCUCUGAUGAGGAGGGACAUGUUGUUACCGGCAGUAACCACAGAGGAACUGGAGGAGGAUAUGGACAUCCUGGAGGAGGGUGCACAAAUGGUGUUUGGAAUGCAUUCAGGCCUCCUGGGGAAAGGCUUUGCCUUGUCCCGACCCCCAACAAUCAUGCAGGCUCUGGAAGGAAAUCUACCCUUCUGUUGGCAGAGCAAUGAGAGAUCUUUCCUCAAGGACUUUAUAACAUGUACCACAGGGACUAGUGGAUGUAGGCUUGCCAGAUGGCUGCAGCCCGACUCGUAUGUGGAUCCCCGUCAGUGUUGCCUGCAGUGUUGUGAGGAGGAGCUCAAGUGUAGCUGGCCCAAUAUCAUCACUGUUCUCACACGAGACCAGUACGGGCAACAGGUCUUCGCUCCAAACCUCAAGGUUGAGGUAAAGGCUGUCCCCCUGGACCUGGAGGGAGAUGACCUGAAGAGAAUGAGGAGGUUGAGUCGACCAGAUGAAGGCAGUUUGGCAUUUGGGGGCCACCCCCCUCCCAGCCUGGAGACCAUUUAUGAGGUCACUGUGAAGGACAGAAAAGAUGCCUUCCAUUCCAUCUGCAUGAUGAAGGACUAUGAAAACUACUCAUUUGAAGAGUUACGUUGGGCAGCCCCCGCUGUGCCACGCCCUAGUGAGAACAUGCUGGUACGCUCCGGAGAGGAUGGAACAUACUGUGCCAACUGGACACCUAGCAGUAUAGGAUUCUACAACAUACUUGUGUCCAUUGAUGGGUUUGAGACUGGUGAGGUAUACAAGGUUGAAGUUAAGGAGCCUCCACAGGGGGUCACCCCACCUUCCCAGACUCUUAAACGACAGCAACAAAAACAGAUGCGUAAGUUUAUAGCCAAGAACAGUGCUGGCCUGCGUGUGAGGACCAACCCCUCCCUCCAGAGUGAGCAGAUCGGCAUUGUGAAACCUGAGGGCAUCAUCUCCUUCAUGGAUGAGGUUCACAAUGAUGAUGGAGUAUGGCUGAGACUGAGUGCAGACAGCAUCAAGGAGUGGUGUCACAAUGGCUACUCAGAUGCCUGGACACUACAGUACAACCAGCACCUUGGGAAAACCCUCCUGGUGCCCCUAGAUGAGCCCAAGUCUACGUUUGAUGAGAUCCUGUCUGAAACUGUGAAGAAGUUUCAGAUGUACAACCAGAAACCUGUGGUCACACAGACUACCCAGGGUGGCCCUGGCAUGUAUGAGGUUGUCAAGUGUGGUUCGUUUGGCCAUAACAUCCGCAGUAGACCCAACCUGAAGGCCUCACCUGUGGGACGGAUCACCAUGGGCAACCAGGUCACUGCUACAGAGGAGGUGGUGAACAGUGAUGGUACGUGGGUACGUCUGGACAGUGACAGCGUGGAACAGUUCUGUCAAAACAAGGACGGAGAGGCAUGGGCACUGGCUCGUUCUCGUGACAACACCCCAUACCUUGUACAUGAGUCCCAGCUAGGCGUCACCCAGCAGGCGUCAACCAAGGACCCCUUCGCUUUUAAUGCCUUGCCAACACAGGUACAACAGGGGUUUGACUUUGGUUCCCCUGUAGGUCAGCGGUACCCGGUGUUUGGCCAGGACCAGGCACAGAUGUUUGGGGGAAGGAGGGCUGCUGCUUACCCAUUUACUACCCAGACUUCAGUUGGAGGCUUUGGUUCCCCAGGAAUGCCCAUCCCUGGUUUUGGGGUCCUGCCCAGCUUUAGACAGUACCAGGACAGCGAGACGGGACGUACCUACUCCAUGCCAGCAUCAGCCUCCCACUACCCCUAUGGAAGCCAGGGUGUUUCUCCAGGCCCGCCAUUUGGACCCCGUUCUGGUACCCAGCUUGUAACAACACGGGCUCCAUCUCCUGGCUCACCCAAGUUCUCCCGUAAAGAGAUGCAGGCUAGUGGGCUUCCACCAGACAUUAAUGUUUCAUCCAUGAAGGAUCUUGUCAAGGUUCUUGGCCAGGCCCAACAAGACCAGCUUGAGGCUUCCAACCUUGAUUGGGGUCAAGGUCAUGAACUUGGUUUCCAUACCAACUGGAGUAUUCCGUUUGGAGGCAAGGAGUACCGAGCACUGACUCGGGCUCUGAGCCCUAAAAAACUAGCGCAGCUCAUAGGAGAGAGUCAGGCCAAUGGGAAUGGCCCCACCCCAGUCCCCAGCCCCCCAUCCUCGCCCAAGAAGCCCUUGUCACGAAGUAACAGCCCACAAACCGGGCUUGAUAAAGGAUCCCCUCGAUCAGGAAGCCCAAUAGCCCGUAGUGGGAGUCCAAAGCAGUCCUUCUCGCCUUCCCGUAUGAACUCCGUGGUGUCAGGGGGGUCAGAUAGCUCCCAGUUUGUGACCCCACCCAGUAGCCCUCUCACCACAAGGAAAGGUCAGUUGCGUAAGGAGGCCUCUGUGGACCGGGUAUCAGUGUCCCCUCCCCCACGGCCUUCUGUUAGUGACCCUGGGGCCAGGCAGGGCUCCCGAGAUGAACUUGACGGUGACCUGGGGCUAGGCCCCAACCAGCGGAAGGAGGGCUCAGUCAGUCCACGGUUCUCCUCUCCUGGAAGACGCAGUCCACAAGGCAGUCCUGGGCGGUCAGGCAGCCCCCAUCUCCACUCUAGUCCCUCAAGAGCCCAAGCAGGGUCCCCAUCUGUCAGCCAGGGGGCAGAUGGAGUCAAGGUUGCCUUCAACAUUGGGGCUUCUAACAAGGAAGAUGCUGGCAGAUUAUCACCAAAGAACAUCAGAAAGGACAGAGGUCGGACAUUGAGGUCAAAGCGGGACAGGGCCAAUUCGCCUUCUCAGCGAGACUUGACACCUAUUGCCCGGGCCCGGGCAUUCUCUGCUUCAAUGGUGAUGGACCGGCCCAAGCAUCACACCCAAAAAGCCAUGUCACCUUCUGUCGCCGAGGCCCUUAGGGCUGUGUUUGCAGCCUUUCUAUGGCACGAAGGAAUCGUGCAUGAUGCUAUGGCCUGUGCUUCAUUCCUAAAGUUUAAUCAAAACCUCACCAAAGAAAUGUCAUCUUUCAGUAAAUCAAGUAAGAAAACUGAGAAAACCAGGCAGAGGCACGCUACUGACUCCAGUAAGGAUCAAUCAAAAAAGAAGGAAAAUAUUAACGAACCAAGGGUGAGAUUUAAAUUAGAAUCAAAAAUGAAGGGUGAUGAAAAACCUGAGACUCACUUCUCAGAUUCAGAGAAGAAGAAAGACCAAAUAAGAAUGAAGUCUGAUGCUAAAACCUUAGAACAUUAUGUGUUGCCAGAAAAGCCUUCAGUUUCUGAGAAGGAACCACAGUUGCCACCAACACUUCAGCACCUUGUUUACUUCUGGGAUGAGUUGUCAUUGGCUACUCAGAAGGUUAUAAUACAAGAGCUGGUGUAUCCUAGUCCUGCAAUUGCUGUUAAGAGCAAGAAGCCAGAAAAGAAAGAUGAGAAAAAGGAUAAGGAGAAGAGGUCUAAGAAGAAAAAAGAGGCAAAGCAUGUUGGUAGAGGAGGAGAUUUCCUCUUUGGUCAGGCACUUUAUGGGCCUGUUGCAGAUCGGGAGUCAAAUUGUGAACUUUGUAAUGGGAUGUUUCCCCACCCAGUGACCUACCACAUGAGACACGCCCACCCUGGUUGUGGUCGUCAUGCAGGGGGUAAGGGAUACAACAGUGGGGGUAACUUCUGUGAUGGUUGGGCUGGGAAUUGCGGAGAGGGUGGGGUAGGGGGCAGCAGCUGGUACCUCAUCUGUGACCUGUGUCGGGAGAAAUACUUGAAGGAGAAACGUCAAGCCCAAAAGGAGAAAGAUAAAGUAAAAAAAAUGAAAAAGAAAGGUGGAAUUUCUCGUCAGCAGAACAUAAUGUUACCUGUGGAGGCGCAUAUUGUGCUGAAAAAUAAUGCCAUGUUCUUGCUGGACCUUGCCAGUGCAUCCGGCUUCCAGCUUCCCACUCAGUCAUUGAAGAAACAGUCGCCAACGAGAAAUGAGCUCUUGUUACCAAUAGUAACAGAAGAAUACAGAAUGGACCUUAACAUGUUCCCACAGGUUCCCUUCCAAUUCCUAAUACGACAGAGUGCCCAGAGCUCAGACUCAGCUUUUGCUGAUGACUUCUUUAUUGAUAACGAAGAUCGAGUUCUAGUGAGGUCGGGCUCUCUCAGCAUCCACAAACCUGUGUCAUACCGUCCCCGUUUGCCCACAGAACCCCUUCACAGCCCACUAGCCAGAUCUGGGUCACUUGGGAAAGAUGCCAGGCCAUUAUCAACUUGUCUGCCUGCUACUAGUCACUUAGAUGGUCACUCAGAGUCUGAUGCCAGUCUGAUGAUGAACCCCCGUAGUGCAGGAACCAGUCCGGACUCUGACCCCGAGGGAUCAAAGAAGGGGCCAUUCCAGAGGAGUGUGUCAGAGAUCGUGUCAGACGAUGACAGCUCUAACUCACAGAACAAGGGUACCCUGGGGAGGCUGUUUGGAUCUCGUAGAAGAAACAACAGUGGUGGAGUAGGAGAUGGAGGCACACUGUUGAAGCACCCAUCAGCAGCCAUGCAAAAGCUCAUCAAUUCAGUGAAGGAAGAUCGUGGUAUUCCUAUGAACCCCCAGGAGCGAGCCCUCACCCGCCCCGUUAUGUCGUUCAUCGUACAGAGACACGAUCUUGAUGGCCUACAGCUAGCAAUGAGGCAGGCUCUCCGCAAGUCUACAUGCCGGGUCUUUGCUUUACAGGCCAUGAACUGGCUGUUACGUACCGUCACCAACGCGACCUGUAUCCAUGACCUGCUGUGGUUCUUUGUCUCGGCCCUUGCUCGUCAGGAUGAUGAUGAGGAUGAGGCCCCAGAGGAGGGAAAGGAUGGACAAAAGAAUGAUCCUCCCGCUGUACCUCCACCUGCACCCAAGGAGAAGAAAGAUCCAAAGAAGGAACAAGAGGAGGUGCCAGUGUGUGAACACCCAAUGUCAGACAUCACGAUAGCAGGGAAGGCAGUUGAACCCCUGCCAGAGUCCUUUCACACCCUGCUACAGAGUAUAGCAGAUGUCACGAUGUCUCUACCCCUGGGCUCUGUUAUACAGCAAAUGGCGUUGCGUUGUUUCUGCAUGAAGUUUCAUCAGUCUGACCACCAGUUUCUGUACGAGAGUCACGUGUUCAGCAACAUCUCCCAGAUCCUCAGCAAAUCAGAUGAGCUCGCAGAGGAGGCCAAGAACGGAGUGGUUGAAAAGUGCAGCUACAAGGUGAUCACCCUGAAGGACCUGACCCCCACUGCUGAGAUCAAGGCUUCUAGUAGACAGGCCAUGAUUGCAAGCCUCACAGACAACUCUACGGAGACUUUCUGGGAGAGUGGUGAUGAGGAUAGAAACAAGGUGAAGACCAUCACCAUCACUUGCCAGGGUCAGGCCAAUCCCCGUAUCAUCUACAUACAUGUGGACAACACUAGGGAUCUGGGGAGUAAGGUAUCGAGCGUGACCUUUCAUGCUGGUCCUGCUGCCGAGGAUUUGAAGAAGAUGAUGCAGGUUGAGGUGGACACUCGCCACAUUGGCUGGCUGAACUGCCCAAUUGCAGAGGAGGAAUGCCGUGUCCUGCAGGUGUCCAUGCGAGGUCCUGACCAUAGUUUGAGGGUCAGACAAGUGAAGGUCCUAGGGGACAAUUUGGAACUCCAGCCCCGGCGCUCCAUGGCUCAAAUACAACAAGCAAACUGUGAGGCUGAAACACUGAGGGUCUUUAGGCUUCUUACUUCACAGGUGUUCGGCCGCCUGAUUGACCGUCUGGACAAGAAGUCUCCAGACACACUGGACCUUCACCUGGACAGUGACCCUGACCUUAAGGAGCACAUGGUUGGCAUUCUCUUCAGCCGCAGUGGAAAACUCUCUCAUCUACAGAAACAGGUGUGUUCACACAUCGUGCAAGGCAUCAAGAAGGAGACAAUCCGUGUACGGGAUGAGUGGGAGAUGGCUCUGCUGCUCAAACAGGACCUCCAAGAAUCUAGGUCAAAUGACAUGUUCUGUUUUGAGCUGGUAUCUAUGGUGAUGGCAUUGACAGGAUCAGGUGUGGGUAGAGCGUACCUUGCCCAGCAAAGUGGUCUGCUGAAAGACCUGUUUUCCCUUCUGCAUACAGCCUCACCUAGGGUUCAGAGACAGGUUGUGUCAGUGUUGAGGCGGGUGUUACCAGACGUUAAACCCCAGGCCCUGGCCAAUAUUCUCGUUGUUCCCUCCCUUCCUCCAGUCGAGUACAGCAUUGUCUCCCUUGCCAGUCGGGAGGAUGGGGACCGCUCCUUUGAUCCGACCCGCCCCUGUAUCCUGGAUGUGUUCCUAGCGUGUAUUGCUAAGGCUCUCACUGUGCAGUCCAAGGUCAAGGCUGCUGGGCCACACAAAGGUGUCACCUCCAUCACACUGGCCGAGUGCCUCACUGAUGCCUCGGGCAUAGAAGCCUCAAGCCCAAGAUGGUGGCUACGGGGCUCCAUGUCAGCUAACCUGGCCAACAGCAUGAUAGCGCUGAUCCAAGACAUGGCUGUGGGCACAUUGUCUGAAUUAUGGAACUCAGUGACAAAGGCUGCAAUUGCAGAGGCUAUUCUCUCCCUCACAAAACUACAGGAGGGGCUGAGGACUCCACAGGCCUGCAUCAAGACUCCCACUAUGUGGUUGGCCCUAGCGUCCCUGUGUGUACUGAACCAGGACCAUGUUGAACGUCUCACCUCGGGCGAGUGGGUGUCAGGCCCUGGGGGAACCCAUGGACAGCCUCGCCCAACAUGCGAUAACCAUGAUGAUGGGGAGACACCCGCCAUCAUUCUGUGUACAGAGUGUGGGAAUCUGUGUGCUGACUGUGACCGAUUCCUCCAUCUUCACAGGAACAAAAGAUCACAUCAGAGACAGGUGUUUAAGGAGGAGGAGGAGGCCAUUAAAGUGGAUUUGCAUGAGGGGUGUGGUCGCACCAAGCUGUUCUGGAUCAUGGCUCUGGCUGACAGUAAGACGCUCAAGGCCAUGGUGGAGUUUAGAGAGGGAAAAGAAAAGUCCUCUGUUACCAAGGGUAAGGCGGCACUGGGCACGUGCAGAUUCUGCGGGGCCACGAGCAGCACAGGCAUUCUAGCUAUAGGCAAUGUCUGUACAGAUAAGGAAUGCCAGGUGAAUGCUGAGAAUGCGUGUAGCAAGACGUUAUCCUGUGGCCAUCUGUGCGGGGGUAUACGGGAUGAAAACCCAUGCCUGCCCUGCCUACACCAGUGUCGUGUGGACGAUCGUGAACACCUCAAACAAGACGCAGACGACAUGUGCAUGAUAUGCUUCACCGAGGCCCUGUCUGCUGCUCCUGCCAUUCAGUUGAAGUGUGGUCAUGUGUUUCAUCUACCUUGUGCCAAGGAAGUCCUGCAGAAUAGCUGGGUUGGACCUCGCAUAACAUUUGGCUUUUCUCUAUGCCCAAUUUGCAAGUGCAAUAUAGACCACCCCGUUCUGCGUUCCAUUCUUCGACCCAUACAAAACCUGUACGAGGAUGUGAGACGUAAGGCCCUCAUGCGACUUGAGUACGAGGGGCUUCACAAGGCGGAGGCCAUCACUACCCCAGGGGCAAGGUUCUACAAGGACCCCGCAGGGUUCGCUAUGGACAGAUAUGCUUACUAUGUCUGCUACAAGUGUAAGAAGGCCUACUACGGAGGAGAGGCGCGCUGUGAUGAGCAGGCCGGGGUUGGGGAUGUAUAUGACCCCCAGGAGCUUGUGUGUGGGGCCUGCUCUGACGUCACCAUGGCACAGAUGUGCCCGAAGCAUGGCACUGACUUCCUGGAGUACAAGUGUCGCUACUGCUGCUCAGUGGCUGUCUUCUUCUGUUUUGGAACAACUCACUUCUGUAACCUGUGUCACGACAACUUCCAGCAAGUCACCUCCAUCCCGAAGCCUGACUUGCCCAAGUGCCCAUGUGGCCCACGUGGGAAACAGCUGGAGGGGGAUGAGUGCCCGCUGCACUUGAAACAUCCACCAACGGGGGAGGAGUUUGCCCUGGGGUGUGGCGUGUGUAGGAAUGCACACACCUUUUAAGUCUGUGUGUGUCUCAAGCUGUUAUGUGGACAUAUAUGUGAAUGUAUAUUGUAAUGUGUUUUUUCUGUGUUUCAAUGACUGUUUUUUCUGUUUGGAUUAUAUCCGUAACACUCUCAAAAACAAAAAGUCCUAUUCCUUCAAAUUUGCUUUGCGAGUUUCAAAUAAUAUGAGACAUGCUGGAAUUGUUUUAAAUUGUAAAAGAUGAAUAUUUGGUCUUGCAUAUUAAGAUAUUAAGUUGUUUGUUGUUUUUUUAACCGGAACAUAAAAAGAAUUUCAUGAGAUAAAAAUGGUAUUGAAUUUGUUGACACAUUUUGCUUUAAGCAUCAAUUUUUAUCAAUAUUUAAUGCACAUAUAUUGUGUACAAUUAUUUUGAAAUGUGCAAAUUUACAUUUAUAGUUGAUAAAAAGAUAAAUAUAAAUAGUUUGUAACCUGCUACUAGUAUUGUUAGGCUUGUGUUCAUGUGCUUUCCUAUUAUCAAGUGUUAUAUUGACCCCCUUAGGAUUUUUAGUUCCAGUAUUGUUAUAAAUACUUAUGCAUGUACAUGUAUAUAAAAUCAAUGGUUUAAUACAAUGGUAUGUUUAUAAAUCAAAAACAUCAUGUUUUUGAACGUUAUUGUCUGACUUAUGUGUUGGUAACUGUUUCAUUAAUAUAAUGCUGUUUAAUCAUUAAUUAUGCAUGUAAUAUAAAAUAUACAUAAAGAGAACUUAUAGACUGAAAUUGGGAAUGUAAUUACAUAAAAAAUGAAAAAUGUCAAUUAUGAUAAAUGUGCUACAUUAUAACCAACAUAUGCUUGUUUAGUAGUAUUUGUUUUCUUAAGAUAUUUCUCUGUGAUAAAUACAGUGUAAAAACCAUUU
This is a messenger RNA of Mya arenaria, 15222 nucleotides long. Its product is annotated as E3 ubiquitin-protein ligase MYCBP2-like. Gene Ontology annotation, cellular component: nucleus. Bases 125 to 14368 code for a protein of 4747 amino acids. NCBI's taxonomy places the organism in Eukaryota, Metazoa, Mollusca, Bivalvia, Myida, Myidae. The transcript is spliced from 87 exons. The record is from RefSeq and is a predicted model, not a curated record.